GGCCCAAUUCAUUCCAAAAAUGAAUUGAUCGACGAAGAAGCCCCUACUUUACCAGAAGAUUUCAAAAUCCCUGAAAAUGCUCCUUUGGAAUUCAUUGGUGAAAUUACCGGAUUGGUAGAAAAAUCGGUCAUAAUAAAAGCAAAUAUCCUGGGUGAAUUUCGUGUUUUAAAAGAAGGCUCGAUCUUUUGUUUUGAAGAUCGUACCCUAUUGGGUCCUUUAUUUGAAACUUUUGGUAAAUUACAAUCUCCUAUUUACCGGGUUAAAUUUAAUAACGAAGAUCAAUUUUCUAAAUUUAAAGAUAAAAAAGGUGCCAAAAUUUACUAUGUUGUUCCAGAAUCACAAUUCUUAUACACUGAUUCAAUUAAAAAU
Molecule: messenger RNA, 369 nt
Organism: Hyphopichia burtonii NRRL Y-1933
Lineage: Eukaryota; Fungi; Ascomycota; Pichiomycetes; Serinales; Debaryomycetaceae
Product: RNA-binding snoRNP assembly protein
Exons: 1
Biological process (GO): ribosome biogenesis; box H/ACA snoRNP assembly; pseudouridine synthesis
Cellular component (GO): sno(s)RNA-containing ribonucleoprotein complex
Molecular function (GO): RNA binding
Source: RefSeq, a predicted model, not a curated record